This is a messenger RNA of Impatiens glandulifera, 1721 nucleotides long. RefSeq names its product myb family transcription factor PHL5-like. Gene Ontology annotation, molecular function: DNA binding; DNA-binding transcription factor activity. Lineage: Eukaryota; Viridiplantae; Streptophyta; Magnoliopsida; Ericales; Balsaminaceae. The record is from RefSeq and is a predicted model, not a curated record. Bases 157 to 1356 code for a protein of 399 amino acids. The transcript has 7 exons.
CUGGCAAGAGUAGAACUCUGAAGACGACCCGCCAGAUUUUGCAUUCUUUCAACUUGUUAGGAAUCUGAUGAAAGGCAUUUGAACCCAAUCUGUACUUGCCGUUGAGAAAAUUAAAGAACAGCUGACUUUGGUUUCUACUCCUCUCCUCAUCUCUAAAUGAACACCCAAAAGAAUGGUUGUCAAGGGACAACGCAACAUAGCCAUGGGUUAGGACUUGAUUGCCGUUUAGAUUCACAGCCUCAAUAUCAAAUGGAGAUGGGAAGUCAACCACCUGCCAUGGUUGCAGAUUCGUCCAGUACCAUCAUUGGUCAUGUUGGAUCUCCAGUCUCUGCGUUUUAUGCGACUGAAAGAUACAUGGGUUUUCCACAGUAUGAUCAAGAAUCCACAACUCCUACUUCAACAUCCCAAAAUCUUGGAAAUUAUGAUCUUCGGAUCGUAUCUUAUAAUCCAUCACCAAUGGAAGGUGGCUUCUAUGUGGAUGUACAUGAACAGUCUGACCCUAACUUUCAACAAAACCAAAGCAUGCAGUUAUCUGGUAUGACACCCAACUAUAUCAUACAUCCAAAUCAUCACAGUGCAUCUGAAAGCUCGAAUGCAAUUCCCCGCAACAUAUUUACAGAAAGAGAUUGUAUUCUGCAGCUCAAAAGACAGUUGUUGGGUGAUCUCGAAACACAAGAAAGGAGACACCCUUCAACUUCCAGCCCCUUUGAUGAACAUCACGAUAGAAUAGAAUAUGAAAACUUGUUUGGUUCUCAACUUUCAAACCUGGGUCAGGCUGCAGGACUUCCAGGGAGGUCUGUUUCACCUGGCACAGUCCUUCCAAGCAAAACACGAAUCCGAUGGACUCAAGAACUCCACGAUCGAUUUGUUGACUGUGUGAAUCACCUGGGCGGUGCAGAUAAGGCAACACCAAAAGCUAUCCUAGUGCUAAUGGAAUCAAAGGGGUUGACUAUCUUUCAUGUGAAAAGUCAUCUGCAGAAAUAUAGGAUGGCAAGGCACAUACCAGGAUCUGCAGAAGGAAAGUCAGAGAAGAAGACAAGAACAAAUGAAAUUCCUCAGAUUGACAUACAAACUGGUAUGCAAAUCAAAGAGGCACUUCAGCUGCAGCUGGAUGUCCAGAGGCGUCUUUACGAGCAGCUUGAGAUUCAGCGGAGUUUACAGGUGAAGAUUGAAGAACAAGGGAAACAACUCAAGUUGAUGAUCGAUCAGCAAAAGGAAACAAACCGGAACUUCCUUGAGAUACGGAAUUCAGACGUCACAUCUCGGGAGAAUCAUUCAACUAGUCUUGAUGAUGACCGAGCUUCAGUUACCGACAAGUCAUCAAAUGCGGUCCUCCUCCAGUCCAAUCCUAGAUAAUUAGUAGGCGCAGACAGCAAUUAACUACUAUCAAGUGUCAUCCAUGAAUGAAGACCGAUGAUGCGACAUCUGAAAGAGAUUAAUACGAAUACAAUCAAGGGACGGAUGAGGAUGAAAAAUACUGUAAAAUUAUAAACCAAAUGAGAUAGGAUCCAUACAUGUCUACAAACAGGAAAAUUUUCUACUCCAUUUCUGAAGGUAGCCAGCCAGCCAGCAUUCAGUGAUUGAUUCAUUGCACUAUCUCGUGGAAUCUAACCAUGUGUUGAAGAACAUUUCUCUUUUUGCUUCAUCUUCUGCAAAUUGGACGACGAUUGAGAAUUUACGUUCGUUCGUGAACUCUAUUCGAUAUAUAUAUACUCACUCAC